Messenger RNA from Eimeria necatrix, 1227 nucleotides. RefSeq lists its product as hypothetical. The record is from RefSeq and is a predicted model, not a curated record. Bases 1 to 1227 code for a protein of 408 amino acids. The transcript has 2 exons. Lineage: Eukaryota; Apicomplexa; Conoidasida; Eucoccidiorida; Eimeriidae.
AUGUGGGCCCCUGACUUGGGGCCCCUAAACGAGGGGGCCCCCUGGGCAGGGUACUCUGGGGGCCCCCCGGAGGGGGCCCCCCUAGAGGGGGGCCCCCCUGAGGGGGCCCCCCUUGAAGGGGGCCCCCCAGAGGAGAGCCCAGCUGAAGGGGCCCCUCCAGAGGGGGCCCCCCUUGAAGGGGGCCCCUCAGAGGGGGGGCCCCCCUCAGGGGGGCCCCCCUCUAGGGGCCCUUCAGCUGAGCUGGGGGCCCCUCCAGAGGGGCCCCCCUCUAGGGGCCCUUCAGCUGAGCUGGGGGCCCCUCCAGAGGGGCCCCCCGCAGCAGCAGUACCCUCUCGUGAGUCUUCCGGAGAGCCAGGGGGCCCCCAGGGGGCCCCUGCAGCAGCUUCUGACGCGGAUGGCCCCCAGGGGGGCCCCCCUGAGGGCUCUAUUGGGGGCCCCGAGGGGGGCCCCGAGGGGGGCCCCGAGGGGGGCCCCCCUGGGGGCCCCCUUAGGGGCCCCCAAAGGGCCUCAGGCACAUUUGAUAAUACAAUUCGGCAUUCCCCAGGAGGGUCUGGGAGUUGGGGGCCCCCGGGGGGCCCCCAGGGGGCCCCCGGGGGCCCCCAAAGAAGCACUUCUGGGGGCCUCGAGGGGCCCCGAAGGAGUACCUCUGGGGGCCCCCAGGGGCCCCUCCUAAGGAGUACCUCUGGGGGCCCCCAGGGGCCCCCAAGGGGUACCUCGGGGGGCCCCGAGGGGCCCCUCGACCUCGAGGGGGGCCCCCCGGAAAUUGAAAAAGAAACAAUUCGGAGAAAGAGCAGCAAGGGGGCCCACUUUGCGGACUACCCUGUGGAGGAGCCCCCAGCAGCAGCAGCAGCAGCAGCAGCAGCAGCAGCAGCAGCAGCAGCAGAACAUGAAGCAGCAGCACCAAAGACUGUCAAGGUUUUAAUUGAUGAGGGUUUUUAUGCCGACAAAAAUGAAGAGCAGCAAAACAGAAGGAGUCUUCGCAUUCCCAACUUUCUCGCCGAACAAGCUUUAACAACUGGCACGCAGGAGGACGAGGGUUUUCGGAAGGAGAAGAUGGAAGUGGUUUCCUUUUCCGCAGGAAGAGUUCUUGAUGCUGCAACAAUUAAAAAAGAAAAUUUAAAAAUAAAAAAAGAAAUUAAAUUCAUUCCCGAAGAAACCGCCAAGGCCUACAUCACUCGCCUCGUUUCCGAGAUGGACAAACUCAAAAAACAGGCCCGCAAACCCUAA